Molecule: messenger RNA, 1845 nt
Organism: Mesorhabditis belari
Lineage: Eukaryota; Metazoa; Nematoda; Chromadorea; Rhabditida; Rhabditidae
Source: the annotation of a GenBank genome assembly
AUGGAGAAAGAUGGGGUGGCCACAGCAACGGCACAAAACAUGAACAACGGGGUUCGAGGACUUCGGAGACUUGCAGGAUCGAUUAGUCGAACGCUGAGUGGGACCAAAUUUGAACAAAGAAAGCAACUGCAUGAAGUUGAAGAAAAGAAGCGUUUCUUCCUUAGAAAAGUGAGAUGGCAAAUUGCUCUACUCGCAAAUGUCGGUUUUAUGAUUGCUUUCGGAAUACGAAGUAAUUUCGGGGUGGCAAAGAGUCGCAUGACCACGAAUUUCACUGACGCUUAUGGAUAUGUUCAUGAGAAAGAGUUUUCAUGGACAGCUUCUGAACUAGGCCUUAUGGAAUCAUCGUUCUUCUAUGGAUACGCAGUCUCACAAAUCCCCGCUGGAAUGUUGGCGGCGAAAUUUGCGCCAAAUAGAUUAUUGGGUCUUGGGGUUGCAUUUGCUGGCCUCCUCAACAUCGCCACAGCGAUCACACUCAAAUUCCAUCCAUUCACAGAUUUCGCGGUUAUGAUUUGCCAGGCUUUACAAGGAGUUGCCUUAGGAGUAACUUAUCCAGCAAUGCAUGGCGUGUGGAGACAUUGGGCACCUCCAAUGGACCGUUCUCGUUUAGCCACAACUACGCUUACUGGAGCCUAUUUUGGUGUGAUGGUCGGCUUACCCCUCACAACCUAUCUGAUUCUUCACUACAGCUGGAGCACACCGUUUUACUUUUUCGGAGUCCUUGGGGUGGUUUGGGCAAUCGUGUGGCUUUGGGUGUCGGCUCGAACUCCAGCCGAACAUUCAUUCAUUUCUGAAAGUGAGCGAGCAUUCAUCAUUGAUCGUGUCGGUCAAGUGACUCUUUCUAAUAUGACGUUAUCAACAAUUCCAUGGGGAACAAUUCUCAAAUCGCCGGCCGUCUGGGCGAUCAUCGUUUGUAAUUUCAGUCGCUCGUGGACAUUUUUCUUAUUGAUGAGCAAUCAAGUGCAAUAUAUGAAAGAUGUGCUUGGAAUUGAUAUGCAAAAGGCGGGUGGACUCUCGAUUAUCCCUCAAAUACUUCUCAUUCUCACCGUUCUUUCAUCUGGACAAAUGGCUGAUUACUUGCGAUCAACGGGAAGGAUGACAACAGGACAAGCUAGAAAACUCUUUAAUACAAUAGGGUUUGGUGGUGAAGCGUUAUUUUUGUGUCUCCUUGCUUUCGUCUCUUCUCCAACUCUUGCCAUUCUUUGUCUUGUUGCCGGAGCUGGUUGCGGGGGAAUCAGUGUUGCUGGUUUCAAUGUGAACCACUUUGACAUCGCACCCCGGUAUGCCCCGAUCUUGAUGGGAUUCUCGAAUGGUAUUGGAGCGCUUGCUGGUGUGGGCAGUAUGAUCACAAACAAUCUCACACAUGAUAAUCCAGCUGGUUGGAAAUGGGUGUUCUUGUUAGCGAUGGUUGUCGACCUUAUUGGCAUUGCGUUUUUCUUGAUUUUUGCUAAAGGAGAAGUGCAGGACUGGGCAAAAGAGCAAGAGCCGGAGAUCACCACAAAGGAGAUUGUUCAUCGCAUCUCUACAAUCGUUCGCCGAAUGUCUACGCGGUUAUCGAUGCGAAGCCAAAGCCAAGCCAAAGAUACCAAGGAAGAGGUCACUUUUGGGAUGUCAAUGGAUACAGGAUUAGCGGCACUGCGCAGCCGGGUGAGCGGUGCAAGAGGAGCGACUCAACCACUAUCGGGAACCACCCCUCAUGGUUCCACUCCACAAAAAGGCCUUCGAGGAUUGCACGGUGUCAAUAAUCAAGGAUUCUCGGCAACAAUUGGAGCUCUUGGCGGCAUUUCGGAGGCUCCCGAAUCGAUUCGCUACAAAGAUAGCCAUGAUUUCUAUAAUAGAAUAUUCAUC